AUGACAUCGACCAUGAGACGCUCAUUACUAAGGAACUUCACGGCGCUAGGAUUCGUCCUAGGCACGGCGGCUUCUAGCCAGCCAGAGCAACUCUACGACUAUAUUGUCGUGGGCGGUGGCCCUUCCGGUAUCAUUACUGCCGAAAGACUCGCCGAGGCCCAGAAGAAUGUCCUAUUGCUCGAACGAGGAUAUGGGCCGACAGUUGCAACUGGUUCAAAUCAUACCCUUAGUUGGAACGACACACUAACUGAGAUCGAUAUUCCUGGUCUGUCGGCUGAUGUGGGUGCUCUUGAAGUGUGGAAUGAGUAUAUCUGCCAGGACACCCCAAGCUAUGCAGCCUGUGUGCUUGGUGGUGGCGUCACCAUCAACUAUAUGGUCUUUGUGCACCCCCCGCAGCGAGAUUUUGAAAAGUGGCCCCAGGGAUGGCAGUGGAACGAUGUUGCGUCUGCCGCCGCAAGACUGUAUGAAAGAAAUCCAGGAACGACUUUGCCGUCAGCUGAUGGUAAGAGAUACGACCAAGGAUUAUAUCAGGUUCUAUCUACAUUCUUCAACAAUCUUGGCUGGAAGUCUGUGGAUAUGAUUGAGCAACCGGAUGAGAAGUUCGAGGUAUACAGCUACCCCUCAUGGAACAUCAAGGACGAGAAGCGCGCUGGGCCUGUUCGCACAUAUCUGCCUCUGGCGCAACAGCUUGAGAACUUCACUCUACAGCUUGGCGCCAAGGUAAUCCGGCUGGUACGAUCAGGGUCCGAGGUCACUGGCGUUGAGGUCGAGACUGCGAAUGGGGACCGCGAGACCAUCGGACUUGCCCCCAAUGGCAGAGUCAUCCUGUCCGCCGGUGCCUUGUCUACACCUCGCAUCUUGUUCAACUCCGGCAUUGGACCUCGCUCCCAGAUUCUGACUGCUCAAGAAACAAACGUCACACUGCCAGCUGAAGACGAGUGGCUCGACUUACCAGUAGGCUUGAAUCUGAAGGAUCACCCCAUCUUCUCUAUUGUGGUCAAGACCAACGGGACAUGGGGACUCCCCGACUUUGAAGCCAUACUCAAUGGCACCGAUUCUUCGAUUGGCCCGUACGAGAGCCAAAGCUCCGGACUUCUUACCGAGGGAAAACACCGCGCCAUCUUCUUCACUUCCAAUGUUGCCAGUGAUGGUGUCACCCGGUACUACCAGGGAUCUUGCGCUCCUACCGGCGAGGGUGUUUUCACCAUCAGUGCAUACAUGACCCACGGACUUACCUCAACGGGUGUUUUGGGCCUGGACACUGACGGCAAUACCCGCUUCGAGCAGUCGCCUUACCUUCAAACCUCUGGUGAUAAGGAAGCUGCUGAGACCUUCAUCCAACAGAUGGUUGAUGCCAUCACGGCGCCCUCCACGGGUCUUAAGCUGCAGACCUACACAAACACGAGUGCGAUUCUUCGUUCUCUGACUAGCGGUAUCCACUAUACCGGUACGGCCAAGAUGGGCAUGGAUGAUGGCCGGAAGAACGGCACGUCCGUGGUUGACACCAACACCAAGGUGUAUGGAGUGGAUAAUCUGUUCAUUACUGAUGCUAGUAUUCAUCCUGAUCUGCCGACUGGCAAUAUCCAAGCUCUGGUCAUGAUCGCGGCAGAGGCUGCUGUAGAAAAGAUCUUGGCUUGUGAGUAA
Molecule: messenger RNA, 1644 nt
Organism: Truncatella angustata
Lineage: Eukaryota; Fungi; Ascomycota; Sordariomycetes; Amphisphaeriales; Sporocadaceae
Exons: 3
Coding region: 1-1644 (547 amino acids)
Molecular function (GO): flavin adenine dinucleotide binding; oxidoreductase activity, acting on CH-OH group of donors
Source: RefSeq, a predicted model, not a curated record